Molecule: messenger RNA, 633 nt
Organism: Arachis duranensis
Lineage: Eukaryota; Viridiplantae; Streptophyta; Magnoliopsida; Fabales; Fabaceae
Exons: 2
Coding region: 1-633 (210 amino acids)
Source: RefSeq, a predicted model, not a curated record
AUGACCGAAAAAAUUGACCGUGGGGUGAACAAUGGAACUGCUCCUCCAAUUUUUAAGCUUAGGGGUCAAAACUACCAUAGCAUUGGUAGCUUACUUCCUCCUGAUAGUUUGCGACCAACAUUUGCCCAGCUAUAUAUCUAUGACACAGAAAAUAAGAUUAAUAAUCGAAUAGGCACACUUCGUUCCAUUGAAGCUAUAAAUGAGCGGGAUAGGAAAAUUGUGGCAAUAUUAAGAAACAUGCUAGAUAAAUAUAAUAGUUUGGCAAAGAAUUUUUGCUAUGCAAGAGAUAGGUACCAACAGGAAAAUUGCACAAACAUAAAGCUUAAGUUGAUUAGUAAAAGGACUACAGAUGGCAGGACAUACAACUUGCCAUCUGCAUUUGAAGUGGCUGCAUUGAUUGUUGGCGAUAUCGAACAACUUAGCAAAGAAAGAGAUAUUAUUAUAGAGAGUCAAUCUAGAAAGCUCCAGCGGAUUGAUGUUUUUCAUCCAUCUUAUUUAGCAUUGCAAUAUCCAUUAUUGUUUUCGUAUGGGGAGGAUAGAUUUCGUUUGGGUAUUGCAACAUCAGAUUCUAUCUCCGCUAGGCCUACAAAGAAAAAUAAAACAAUCACUUUACUUCAAUUCUUUGCUUUUUGA